ACUGCAAGGGAAAAACAAGGAAGAAUAUGGCACCACAUUCAGUUACAAUUGCCUCUUUUGACCAUCUUAAUUUCAGUGAUAAGGACAAAUUAAAGCUAAGGAAACCAAUUGUUGAGAAGAUGCGGAGAGAUCGCAUCAACAGCUGCAUCGACCAGCUCAAAAGUCUGUUAGAGAAGGAAUUACACAGCCAUGACCCCAACACCAAACUCGAGAAGGCCGAUAUCCUGGAGAUGACCGUCAGCUUUCUUAAAAAGCAGCUGCGGCUCCCAGCAGCUCGGGCUCAGAGGGAUUAUAAUGAAGGAUACUCUCAUUGCUGGAGGGAGUCUAUGCAAUUCCUCACUCUUCACUCCACUGGAGGAGGAUCUGCCCGGGAGCUCCAGCAUCUCCAUAACGCCCAGCGAGCAAGCUCAGCUGUCAGCACCACUCCACCAACACACUCUUCUAAACUGAGCACAGUCAGUUUACAUCAGCCUGACAGCAGGAGGCCCAUAUGGAGACCAUGGUAGAGAAGCUAAAGCCUGAGAUUUUGAAAAUACCUGAGGGACAGUUGUGUAAAUGUCUCUCAUAAGUGUAGGAGAUAUUCAUUUCCAAAGUGUAAGUUUGUUAUGUCUUGUCUUCAUAUUGAUUGACAAAAACUUUAGACUAACUUGUGUUUGUCAGUGGAAGGCAGUGGGUUUAUAUGUACAGCCUCUUGUUCUGAAUCAAUAGCUCUUAAUGUGAUUUUUACCACAUAUCAUCUUUUUGUAAAUGUUAUUACAUUGUAUAUUGCUUUUUAUAUUUGAAUGGAUGUGGAUUUAAUUGAGGUUGACUCCAGUGGAGUUUGUAGUUUAUGUAUCAGAACUUUGAACUGUGUACUACAGAUCUUUUUCAGAGUUUGCACUGAAAAUUUUGCAUUGUUUUUUUUAAGGAAGGCUCAUUGUACUUUUUUUUUUUUUUUUUUUUUACAUUUGUAUUGAACAUUCCCAACAUUCAUAACAUUAUAAGAGAAUACAAUUUCAAACCUUUGACACAUACGGUACAAAUAACAACAACAACAAAAAAUGAUAAAAGGGCAUCAUAAACAUAAAUCAAAAUCAUUAUAACAAUGAUACAGCCUUACUGGCUUUCUUGUUUAUAGAAAAUUGUAUAGACUCAAAAUCAAUAAGGGCUGUUUGGAAAAGUGGAAAAAAAUGAGUUUAAAAUCACUCCACUUACUCUGAUGUAUAUAAUAUUGUCUUCUUCAAUUAUUUUUUUUAUUGUAUGUUUUGCAAAUAUAAGCUCUUAUGCCAAAUGGUUUAUUCUGUUAAUAAAA
Molecule: messenger RNA, 1291 nt
Organism: Xyrauchen texanus (razorback sucker)
Lineage: Eukaryota; Metazoa; Chordata; Actinopteri; Cypriniformes; Catostomidae
Product: transcription factor HES-5-like
Exons: 2
Coding region: 27-506 (159 amino acids)
Biological process (GO): regulation of transcription by RNA polymerase II; anterior/posterior pattern specification; regulation of neurogenesis
Cellular component (GO): nucleus
Molecular function (GO): protein dimerization activity; RNA polymerase II cis-regulatory region sequence-specific DNA binding; DNA-binding transcription factor activity, RNA polymerase II-specific
Source: RefSeq, a predicted model, not a curated record